UGCACAGACAUUGUUAGAAACUCCAAGAAGCAUCAUUAAUCAGAGAAUUUGAAGGCGGUGGACAAUACCACGGUAUUCUCUCUGGUCUGAAAAGCAUACUGUCGACAAAUAUUUUGAAAAGAAUGUCUGACACAAUUGAAAUUGAUGUGUUUUUUGAUGGGUUCUCGCCAUAUAAUAGUAUACGGCGAAUUUUGUGGCCAAUUGCUGGCUGCAUAGUUGAUAAUAAAGAGGUUUUUAUCAUAGCCAUAUGGUGUGGAGAAUCUAAAUGUCCACCAAAUCUUGACGCUUAUUUAGAAGACUUUGUCAAUGAAGUUUUAGAAUUGAAAAAUGGUUUUAAUAUUGAAAAUAGACAUUACAAAUUAAAAAUAAGAAAUAUAAUUGCUGAUGCGCCUGCCAGAGCAUGGCUGAAAUGUGUCAACCAACAUGGAAGUAAAUUUGCUUGUGAAAGGUGUACUGUUGCAGGAGAAUGGUUUGGCAACCGUAUGACAUACCCUUCUCAUGAGGAAGCACCUUUACGAACAAACGAAUCUAUUUGUCAACAAAUUCACAAAGAAUACCAUAAGGGAGUUAGUCCUCUGAUUGCAAGACUUCAACUUGAACCCAUAACUUAAUUUCCCUUGGAAUCUUUCAACUUAUUAUACUUCGGAAUUAUGAAGCGUAUUCUGUCAAAGUUAUAUUGUGGUAAAAGUAGUAAAUAUAAGUUGCCUCGCGAUGUUAUUUUACAAAUAGAUAAUUUUUCUCUUUAUCUACGAUCUUUUUUUUCAUCCGAUUUCGCUAGAAGACCGCGUAGAUUGAGCGAUUGGAAAUAUUUCAAAGGUACGGAAUUUAGAAGGAUUUUAUUAUAUGAUGGUUUCUUAAUUUUUAAAUUAAUGCAUCGAGAAGUAUAUAAAAAUUUUCUUUUAUUUGCUAGUGCUGUUCGAAUUUUAGUUGACCCUCUAUUAGUUAAAGAUUAUAUCGUUGAUGCUGACAAAUUACUUCGGUUGUUUGUAGAACACAGUUGUAAAAUUUAUGGCCAAACUUUUGUCGUAUAUAACGUCCAUCAUUUAAUACACCUUGCUGCGGAUUGUCUGUUACAUGGACAUCUAGAAGAAUUUAGUGCUUUUAAAUUUGAAAUUUUUUUGGGAUGUAUGAAAAACUAUUUGCAUGCACCAGGGAAGACACUUCCUCAAAUAGUUUGUCGUGUGAUGGAAAAAGCAGCCAUGCUUCAUCAUUUCUCUGCUACAAAAAAUGAAUUAUUAUUUGAAAAGCAUCAUAAUACAGGGCCAACUUUAAACUGUCAAGGACAACAAUAUAAGAAAGUUCGAAUGUUAAAUACAUUUUUUCAUGUACAGUCUGCUGAUGCAUAUUGCCUUACAAAACCCAAUGAGGUGCUUAAGAUUGAAAAAAUUAUAAAAUGUACGGAAAGAAAUUAUUUAAUUGGCAGAAAAUUUGAAGAAAAAUCUAAUCUCUUUUCGUAUCCAUUUUCAUCAAGUCUUAUAAACAUAUAUAUAGUUAGCACUCUUGGACUUUUACACAGGUGGUGCUUAGAUGAUGUUAAAAGGAAAAUUGUAUUAUUACCCUUCCCUGAAAAGAAUGCGGAAGAUAAUACAAUUAUAUCAAAAAGCGUCUGUUUUCCAAUGCCCCAUUCUGAAAUAUUGUUUUAGUAUAGUAUCGAAUUGAAUGUUUGUGUGUAAAGAAAACCAUGUAACAUAUAAAUCAAAUAUAAUAAAUAUAAAAUUAUUUUAAUAUUGUUUUAUUCUAUAAUUAUUAUAAUCUAUAUCACUGUUUCUUUCUUCUAUAGAAUAAAAUUGUUUUUUACAAUACAAAAUUAUCUUAUCUGUAAUAUAUAUGGAGAUCCAAAUAUUCGUAUAUUUCAUUACCUCUCAAAAGUGACAUUGCGAUUAACAAUAUGCCUUGAUUGAUUAAUUUUAUACAGGGUUUUUAAAGUUCCAGAGCAAUCACAUACUUAUAGAUUAUAUCAUU
This is a messenger RNA of Harpegnathos saltator (Jerdon's jumping ant), 1962 nucleotides long. RefSeq lists its product as uncharacterized. Bases 651 to 1643 code for a protein of 330 amino acids. The record is from RefSeq and is a predicted model, not a curated record. NCBI's taxonomy places the organism in Eukaryota, Metazoa, Arthropoda, Insecta, Hymenoptera, Formicidae. The transcript has 2 exons.